CAGCAGAGGCGGAGGCUGCUCCUGGACGCGUCCGGGCCGCUCAGCCGGAGCCCCAGCCCCGAGGCGCCGGGGGUGCGCUGGUUGCUGCGGCUGCUGCCCGCCGGCCGCCGCCCGGGCCCCCGCUGCCACCCGGGCCCCGGCCGCCGCUGGCGCCCGGGUCGACCCCGCCCGCGUGUGUGCCCCAGCCGGGACGCCGCCCCCGGCCGGGUCUCCACUUCUCGGCCGCACCUCCCAUGACAGCGCCCGCUCGAAGAUGGCUGCGAAGGGCGCGCACGGCUCCCACCUGAAGAUGGAGAGCGAGCUGGAGCGCUGCCGCGCCGAGGGCCACUGGGACCGCAUGCCAGAGCUGGUCCGGCAGAUGCAGACGCUAGUCGUGCCCGGCGGCGGGGGCGGCCGGCGAGCCAGCCCGAACGCCGUGCUCACCUCUGUGGACACCGAUGGCUUUGGGAAAUUGCUCCUGGCCGAGGCCCUCCUGGAGCAGUGUUUGAAGGAGAACCACUCCAAGAUAAAAGACUCUAUCCCUCUGCUGGAGAAGAGUGAGCCGAAGAUGAAUGAAGCCAGAAACCAUCUGAGCAGUAUCCUUAAUCACGGGAGGCUGCCGCCGCAGUACAUGUGUGAGGCCAUGCUGAUCCUGGGCAAGCUGCAUUACGUGGAGGGCUCGUACCGAGAUGCCAUCAGCAUGUACGCGCGGGCCGGGAUUGAUGACAUGUCCAUGGAGAAUAAGCCCCUGUAUCAGAUGCGGCUGCUGGCGGAGGCCUUUGUCAUCAAAGGCCUCUCCCUGGAACGCCUCCCCAACUCCAUCGCUUCCCGCCACCGCCUGACCGAGAGGGAGGAGGAAGUGAUCACCUGUUUCGAGAGGGCCUCCUGGAUCGCUCAGGUGUUCCUGCAGGAAUUGGAGAAGAUCACAAGUAACACCACAUCCCGCCACCUGAAAGGAUCUCACCCGGUCGACUACGAACCCACCUACUUCCUGGAAGCUGCACUCCAGAGCGCUUACGUGACAAACCUGAAGAAGGGGAACAUCGUGAAAGGCAUGAGAGAACUCCGGGAGGUCCUACGCACUGUGGAGACCAAAGCAACUCAGAACUUCAAAGUGAUGGCAGCCAAGCACCUGGCAGGGGUCCUGCUGCACUCCCUGAGCGAGGAAUGCUACUGGAGCCCCCUGUCCCACCCACUGCCCGAGUUCAUGAGCAAGGAGGAGAAUUCCUUCAUCACACAGGCCCUGCGGAAACCUCAACUCUACGAAGGAGACAACCUCUACUGCCCGAAGGAUAACAUUGAGGAAGCCCUGCUGCUGCUGCUCAUCAGCGAGUCCAUGGCUACUCGGGAUGUGGUGCUGAGCCGGGCACCGGAGCAGGAGGAGGACCGGGCAGUGAGCCUGCGGAACGCUGCGGCCAUCUACGACCUCCUGAGCAUCACGCUGGGCAGGAGGGGCCAGUACGUCAUGCUCUCCGAGUCAUCCUAUGCCGUGUCGCUGCUGCGGGAGUGCGUGAAGCUGCGGCCCUCGGACCCCACGGUGCCCCUGAUGGCCGCCAAGCUCUGCAUAGGGUCCCUGCACUGGCUGAAGGAGGCGCAGCACUUCGCCAUGAUGGUGAUUCAGCUCGGAGAGGAAGCCGGGGAGUUCCUGUCCAAGGGCUACCUGGCACUGGGUCUCACCUACAGCCUGCAGGCCACCGACGCGACUCUGAAGUCCAAGCAAGAUGAAUUGCACCGGAAGGCACUGCAGACGCUGGAGAGAGCCCAGCAGCUGGCGCCCGAUGACCCCCAGGUCAUCCUCUAUGUCUCCCUGCAGCUGGCCCUCGUCCGCCAGAUCUCCAGCGCCAUGGAGCAGCUGCAGGAGGCCCUGAAAGUGUGCAAGGAUGACGCCAACGCCCUCCACCUGCUGGCGCUCCUUUUCUCGGCCCAGAAACACUAUCAGCAUGCCCUGGACGUCAUCAACAUGGCCAUCACGGAGUAUCCUGAGAACUUCAACCUGAUGUUCACCAAGGUGAAGCUGGAGCAGAUACUGAAAGGCCCAGAGGAAGCCCUUGUGACCUGCAGACAGAUGCUGCGGCUGUGGCAGACCCUGUACAGCUUCUCCCAGCUGGGAGGCCUGGAGAAGGAUGGCAGCCUCGCCGAGGGCCUCACGCUGAAGAAGCAGAGUGGCAUGCACUUGACUCUGCCCGAUGCCCACGACGCAGACUCCGGUUCUCGGCGGGCAUCGUCCAUCGCAGCCUCCCGGUUGGAGGAGGCCAUGUCGGAGCUGACCGUGCCCAGCUCGGUUCUGAAGCAGGGCCCCAUGCAGCUGUGGACCACGCUGGAACAGAUCUGGCUCCAGGCUGCCGAGCUGUUCAUGGAGCAGCAGCACCUCAAGGAAGCAGGCUUCUGCAUCCAGGAGGCCGCGGGCCUCUUCCCCACAUCACACUCGGUGCUCUACAUGCGGGGCCGGCUGGCCGAGAUGAAGGGCAGCCUGGAGGAGGCCAAGCAGCUGUACAAGGAGGCGCUCACGGUGAACCCCGACGGCGUGCGCAUCAUGCAUAGCCUGGGUGUGAUGCUGAGUCAGCUGGGCCAUAAGAGCCUGGCCCAGAAGGUGCUACGGGACGCCGUGGAGAGGCAGAGCACCUGCCACGAAGCAUGGCAGGGCCUGGGCGAGGUGCUGCAGGCCCAGGGCCAGAGCGAGGCCGCCGUCGACUGCUUUCUCACCGCCCUCGAACUGGAGGCCAGCAGCCCAGUGCUGCCCUUCUCCAUCAUCCCCAGAGAGCUCUGAUGAGGCCUCGCAGCUUUGGGGAGGGAGGGAGCUGCCCAGUGGGCAGGCGGGCAGCAGGGAGCAUGGGUCAGGGGAGGUACGGGGCCUCAGGGCGAUACAUCUCUAGGGAAUGUGUCUGCAGGCUGCAGCCCUAAUUCUCCUCGCCUCCCCCCCCCCUUUCCCUCCGGGGCCAGCUGGGACUGGGAGCUGCUCAUCUGGAGCAGGGUGGACCAGGUCUGCAUCAAAAACAAAUCCCUUGUUUCUUGGGACUCAGACUACAUGGAGUUUGUGAGCAAGGAAGUAGCUGGGAGGCCACAUCAACACGGGGGACGCUCCCCAGUGUGUCUGGGCAUCAUCUAAAUGCGCAGUAAGGGUCUGGGAGGCUUGGGGACCCCCCCCGCCCCGUCUAAAAGCCCCUGUACUGUACCUGCCACCCUCCUUCAAUAUCUCUGACCCCGGAUUUCCCGGCUUUCCACAAGCUUUAGUCUCGAACCUCAGCUCUCUGCUCCCCACGCCAAAGAUGAGCUGCCCUUUGGCUGGGCCAAGAGGGUUCUCCUGGGUUCCUUCCUCGGCCCCUCGGGAGGCAGUCUGCUUGAACCCUCAGUGACUUAGAGUCAUGGUGACUGGACUUGUUCCCCAAGAGCGCUAGUGGGGGAACCUCACAGCUGUACUUCACCACCUGCCCUCAGCAGGCCUCGGUGCCUGAGGGAGCCCCCUGGCCCUGGCCUCACACCCCACUCUCAGGUCGUGCCCAGGGCAGUCAUGGCUUGAAGAAUCUGCUGGCAGGCGGGAAGAGGAUGGACCUCUGGGUCCUCUCCCAGGUUUAAGUUAGUGGACAGUGCCUGGCCGUGCCCCUCUUUGCUUGGGCCCGCCUUUAAUCUUCCCCUCUGUUGCCAAGUGCCUCUGGGGCCUCUGGUGUCUGGCCAGGGGCACUCAGUUCUGGGCCUAACUAAACUUCCAUUUCUGCCCACCUCCACCUCUCUAGAAACGGGCCUCAGCCGCCUCCUCAGGCCCUGGGCUGCAGCCCCUAGGAUACAAACAUGGCCGCUGGACCCAGCCCUUCCUUGCGUCAACACCUCAUUCCUUCAAGCCUUACCUUUCCGGGCAAUGGGUACAGUGUAGAUCCCUCUAGGGGUUAUAAUGUGGAGACUGGCAAUCAUCUAGGACUGCCCUGAACACCAUCCACAGCCCAUUUUCACCUCAGGCUCUCUGGGGUGACCCAAGCCCCGCCCUAGCCAUUUGGUUUCCCCUGCCUGGGGCCAAACAGGGCCUAUAAUUAGAGGGCCGGAAGGGCCGGAGCCUAGCCCCUCCCUGGUUGUGCAGGCCUCUGUGUACGUGACACCCGUCUCUACCGGGGUCCUGGGGGUGCUGGUGGGUGGUGUCUUCCCUGCUACGUGAUGCUCUUGGAACUCUCCCCACAGGCCUAUCGGGGAACUCCUUUCUCAUCUGCACUUUGGGUUUCAGUUUUAAAGCCCCGGGUGGCAUAUCUCUCACUUGAAGGUGUGUGGAAGGGUCAGGUGAAGGCUGCCCUAGCUCGGUCAGAGCCCGGUCUGUUCCUCGGAGGCGAGGCGAGAGGCUGUUGGAGACCCACGCUCCUCCCAGCCCUGGCUCAGCACUCCACACCCCCAGGUGCCACCAGGGAGAGCCUGUGCCUCUAGCCUUCCCAUGCCAGGCCAAGGGACACUGUAAGGACACCAGAUCCUUCAUCCCGCCUGGCUGAAGGAUCUCUAUAUGUGUAUGUAUGUGUAUAAAUAUAUAUAUAUAUGAUAGAGAUCUAUUUUUAUUCUGGAAUUCUGUUAGAAAAAAAAUAAACAAGAAAAAGCAAAUGCUGUUGGUUUACAUUGGGAUGCCCAAAGAUGGUGGUAGUGAGUCCUUGGUAAUAGGAAAGGCAAAGGCAACAAAUGCAUUUUGACUUGAAGCAUUCCUUUUAGGAAGCCUCAGCGGGGCUGGGCAAGUUGCUUGACAAUUCAAAAUAAAGGUCUUGAAUAAAGAGGCCCAUGAAGGGAAAGCAG
Aethalodelphis obliquidens (Pacific white-sided dolphin) is the source of this 4737-nucleotide messenger RNA. It is a transcript of the gene TTC7A, whose product is annotated as tetratricopeptide repeat domain 7A. Gene Ontology annotation, molecular function: protein binding. The transcript has 19 exons. Gene Ontology annotation, cellular component: plasma membrane. The record is from RefSeq and is a predicted model, not a curated record. Gene Ontology annotation, biological process: phosphatidylinositol phosphate biosynthetic process; protein localization to plasma membrane. The coding region runs from base 254 to 2746 and encodes 830 amino acids. NCBI's taxonomy places the organism in Eukaryota, Metazoa, Chordata, Mammalia, Artiodactyla, Delphinidae.